Molecule: messenger RNA, 738 nt
Organism: Epithele typhae
Lineage: Eukaryota; Fungi; Basidiomycota; Agaricomycetes; Polyporales; Epitheliaceae
Exons: 4
Coding region: 1-738 (245 amino acids)
Source: RefSeq, a predicted model, not a curated record
AUGCAGACCCUCGCGCUCCCUCCCCCAGCAACGCCCUCCCACUCUCGCCUGCACUACUCGCCCACGGCCCACACGUGCCCACCCAUGCAAUCAUCGCCCCUCGCCAGCCCUUCUGGAUCUUCGCCGUCCACCGAGGCCCAGUCGCGUCGUCGUGCGCAGUUCAAGGCCAAUGGCUUCAGCAGCCCUGCAGCGCGCCCAAACCGACUGUCAUCGGCAUACCAGGCUCGGCGCGGCGCCAGUGGGAAGCUCUCAGGGGCGACGGGCGAGGAGCCACCACGCAAGGCCUUUCUCCGCGAACGCCUCAAAGCACGCGCCGUCGAGCGCGCCGUCCAAAAGCGCGAGCGCGCGCUCGUGCGGCGCAGCAGGCACCUGAGCAGCGAGCCCAGCAGUGACGGCAUGGACGAGAUGAUGGAUGAGGACGAGGACGAGAUGCUGAACGACGAGUUCUACCACCGCAUCAUGGACAAUUCGAAGCGCAAACAGGUUCACGCGUACCGCCUGUCCUACUCGCUAGACGUGGGUUCCUCGUUCGACCCCGACAUGGAGGACCCGCAAUCGUGGGAGGACGAUUUGCAUGCCCUGAACGCCAUCUCCACAGGGCCCGAGGAUCUGGACGAGGAGGAGAUUGCUGCCUACGCCGCCGAAGCAGAACUUAAUCUCGAUGACUUGGCCGCCGACGACAUAUUCGGCCUCAGCGACUUUGAAGAUGCGCAUGACCGGGAUGUCGACAUGCACUGA